CAGUCAAUGCCGUGCAGCGGAAGAAGAUCCAAGCGGUCAGGAACUCAACUCAUCAUCUCCAUUAAGAGCUCUGGAUACACAUUUGUUGAAUGUGUAGGAUUUCAUAUACAUUUUUAUCGAUGUGAUAUCAGCGGCCGUUGCAAGCUUUCCGUUCAAUGCCUAACGCUGCAGAAGACCAGAAAACAAACCAGUCAGGGCCCGACAACACGGGCACAAUGCCCCAGCACUCCGCGAGCAGAGAGGAUGAGCGCAGCCUGUUGGGCCCCCUGGGCAAGGAGGCCCUGAGGGGCCGCCGGGCCUCCAGUGCUGAGCUGCAGCUGCCCUGGACCUGCCCCGUCACUCACUCCCGGGAGAAGUUCUACACCGUCUGCUCCGACUACGCCCUCCUCAACCAGGCAGCCUCCGUGUACCGGCCCUCCGGGAGCUCCAGGGAAGCGCUGCCACCCAGUCAGCCGGACGGCCGAGCCCCCUUUGGGAUGUCCAACUCUGGGGACGACUACUCCAAAGGCCAGGCUGGUGGUGAGGAUGGGGGUGUGGAUGGGGACUGUGACAUGGAAGAGGUGUCUUCAGACGGCAACGUGAAAAGAAUUUUGGCGUGGGAAAUCGACACGACAGACUUUGAUGCGGUGCUCACCCGGAAAAUCGGGACAAGUAAGCAAGGCAACAUAAAGAAGUCCGGUUCUAAGAAGAUGAAGUCGCAAGACAGACCCAGCCGAAACCUGCAGGAUGUUCCUUCACACGCCUCCCCAGACGACAUCAAGCAGAGGAAGGUUCUCGACCUCAGGAGAUGGUAUUGCAUCAGCCGCCCCCAGUACAAGACCUCAUGUGGAAUCUCUUCUCUGGUAUCCUGUUGGAACUUCCUGUACAGCACUCUAGGAGCAGGGAGCUUGCCACCCAUCUCACAAGAUGAGGCCUUGGAGAUUCUGGGAUUCCAGCCACCUUUUGAGGAGAUCAAGUUUGGCCCUUUCACAGGAAACGCCACUCUGAUGAGAUGGUUCAGGCAGAUCAAUGAAAACUUCCGAGUCCGUGGAUGUUCUUACAUUCUGUACAAACCCCACGGGAAGCACAAGACGGCUGGAGAAACGGCCGAGGGAGCGCUGUCAAAGUUGACCCAGGGGCUCAAGGAUGAAUCCAUGGCUUACAUUUACCACUGCCAGAACCACUACUUCUGUCCAGUCGGCUUUGAAGCUACACCACUCAAAGCCGCCAAGGCGUACAAGGGGCCUCUGCCAAUGAAUGAAAUGGAGCACUGGAUUCUGAUUGGAGAACCGAGCCGGAAGCACCCAGCUAUUCACUGUAAAAAAUGGGCUGAUAUUGUCACAGAUCUCAACACACAAAACCCAGAUUACCUGGACAUCCGACACACAGAGAGGGGCAUACAGUGUCGCAAAACCAAGAAGAUUGGAGGGAACCUGCACUGCCUCAUGGCCUUUCAGAGGGUGAACUGGCAGAAGCUAGGACCCUGGGCUCUGAACCUGGAGAACCUGCGUCACGACCUCCACCACCAGGGCGGCGACAGGGCGCAGGGAAGCACUGCAGAGGGCUCGGAGGACAAGGCCUCGGCCAGGCACCUGUCUUGCCUGGGUCGCUCCCACAGCACGGGGAACCAGAAGGGGGUGGCGUGGAAACGCCUGUCCAACACUACCGAGUACCGGCACCGGAGCUCUCCAGAGAGCGACCUGGAAGAAGACGUCACUGACUGAUGCCGGCUGGGCGUCACGGCCGGCAUGGAUGGAUGCCGAGUUCUCCACGCUGCUGAGUCGCUUUCUAGAUCAAGAGGUUUUGAACGCGCUACCACAUCAUGAUGUAAACCAAAAUAGAGGGGAAGGUCUUAUCGUAACCAUGGGUUACAUUCCUAGGGCCUUCAAGACUUUACUUAUCUGCACAUGGAUUUUGUGGGUCGCUACAUAGGGGCAGGAUAGAAUGAUACUGAUAAAGUGCCAUGCACUUCAUAAGUCCUUAUAGUGUAUUGCUUUUAAUCGUUUAGUAGUGUUUAGAAAACCACUAUUAAUCUCAAUGUCUGACAUUGUUGCAUAUACAACGAAGGAAGAACUAUCCUAAUUCAUUACUGUUUAGGAAACAUAAGUCAAAGGCGUGUGUUUUUAAACGGGACGAAUAUACAGUACAGUGACUUUUUUAUAAAGGUCUUUUAAACUAAUGACUGAGCGGCCGACAUUCAGUGUUGGCCCUUUGUGAACCCCGGGGUGUGCAAUACCAAGACAAUCUGUUCUAGAACACUGAAAGAGAGAACCAGAAUGCUACGUUUGUAUACGGACGUCAAGUAAGAGGUCAGGAUGAUAGGAUCAAUUAUGAUGUAUUUCUAUGUAUUGGUAUAUUCGACCUUGUCGGGAUGCAGGAGGAGAGGAUUGCAUGCUUGCUUCUGUAGUUGGUGUGUAGUUGGUUUCUCUCCCCACUGUAAACCUCUCUGGUGGGCUGACUGGCCCAAUCUUUGCUGUAAAUGUGUCUUUCCAGUAAAUCUACCAUAGUCAAGCCUCCUUUUUUGUUUUAUAAAUAAAUUAAGAUUUCUAUACA
This is a messenger RNA of Hypomesus transpacificus, 2532 nucleotides long. Its product is annotated as basic immunoglobulin-like variable motif-containing protein. The coding region runs from base 156 to 1703 and encodes 515 amino acids. Lineage: Eukaryota; Metazoa; Chordata; Actinopteri; Osmeriformes; Osmeridae. Gene Ontology annotation, cellular component: nucleus. Gene Ontology annotation, biological process: nucleotide-excision repair. Gene Ontology annotation, molecular function: single-stranded DNA binding; DNA endonuclease activity. The record is from RefSeq and is a predicted model, not a curated record. The transcript is spliced from 10 exons.